GUCCUUCUGCUCCUCGCGGCGAAGGAUCGUAAUGUAAGAGAAUUUUGGUUCUAUCUUAAUAUUUUUCUUCUGCAAUUUGAUGUUGCAUCUCCAUCUCGUCUUCAAGCUUGAGCUGGAGCUCAUCUCAGCAACGUGUUCAUUCCAAAACUGAAGAUCGAACAAGAACAAUCUCAGAGAUGCAUCCCUACGCGGACGACCUUUCUGUACUCGACUUUAAUUUCAAUUAUUCGGAUCCGAUUUUCAACCCUUAUGCAUAUCGUCGCUCUUAUUUGACAAGUUCCUCGCCUUCACUUUAUGAUGUUGAGGAUGAUUAUGAUCUUCUGGGUCAUGGAAGGAGCAAUCCUGAUGAGAAAAAGCCGGUUAUGAAAAAUCCAAGUCCGCCCAAGCAUCGCCAUGAUGGCACGUCGCCUCUGCCUUUGGGCAUGGAUUGGAGCCUCCCUCCGCGGAAAUGGGAUGGACGGAAUUCUGUUUGGCCUAAUAAUCCUCACGGGGAUUGGAGUUAUUGCGUGACAGUUCCUUCGUGGGUUGUCCAGCCGGAAUCAAGAGGUUCUGAUUCUGUUGUGUUUUACAGGGUUCAAGUUGGCAUACAAUCCCCAGAAGGAAUCACCACUGCCCGAGUAAUCUUUCGCAGAUUUAGUGAUUUUCUGAAGCUAUUUUCAGAACUGAAAAAAGAAUUUCCCAUGAAAAAUUUCCCCCCAGCUCCACCAAAGAAGUUAUUGAAAGUUAAAAGCCAGAAACUGUUGGAAGAGCGAAGGUGUUUAUUAGAGGACUGGAUGGAAAAACUGUUAUCAGACAUUGAUGUAUCACGAAGUGCCCCAGCAGCAAUAUUCCUUGAACUAGAAGCUGCUGCUCGAUUGGCAUUCCAUAAUUCACGGCAGACGUCAGAUGAAACUUCAGUCAGUGGUGUUACACAUGUUCUCCAAGACGACCCUUCCGCAUCUGUUGCAUCAGAUUCUGGUAAUGAUACUUCUUAUGAAGCAUCUGAGCUUGGAACACCAAGGCAUGGAAAAGAUGGAUAUUCUGAUCUAAGCAUGGACAAUUCAAUACUGGAACAUGACUCCAUAAAUUUAGCAAGAACAACUGUUGCGCGUGCUGAAUCCAACAAAGAGUUUAUUGAUGAGGAUACAUCAAAAUUUUCCCUGGACAACAUGCCACCUGACACCAGUGCUAUAGACAAAGUCACUGAGAAAACUGCUGAUAUGCAAGUUCUCCGCUUAGAUGGAACUGAGUUUAUUCCCAAAAUACAAGAUAAGAUGGACGGCCAUGUUAAGAGAUUGUCAACGGACAGCAUUGGAAGUGACUUAAGUUCUAUAAGGAAUAGUGAAGCAUCAAAUCUAAGCAUGGAUUUGUUGGUGACUCUUCCAUCUGAUGGGCGACAAAAGUUAAACAGAAUUCUUGUUACCCUGCAGCAGAGACUGACAACAGCAAAAACAGAUGUGGAGGAUCUUCUAGCAAGAUUAAAUCAAGAAAUGACUGCUAGACAAUUUCUCAUAACAAAGGUUAAAGAUUUGGAAGUUGAACUUGAAACAACUCAGCUGAACUGUAGAGAAAAUAUGCACCAGGCUGUUCUAGCUGAAAGGGAAAGGUUUACACAAAUGCAGUGGGAUAUUGAGGAACUUAGGCGGAAGUGCCUGGAUAUGGAAAUCAAAUGGAAGUCUGAACAGGAUGGAAGACUGCAAAUGGAGUCAGUGAAAGCAUCUGUCAUUAAGGAAAACGAGAUGUUGCAGCAAGAGCUUGAUGUUGCUAGAGAACAACUUGAGAACUUGCAGAAGCGUCAUGAAGAGCUUGAGAUGAAGUCAAAGACAGAUGUCAAAGUGCUGAUAAAGGAGGUCAAAUCCCUUAGAAGUUCUCAGUCAGAAUUGAAGCAGCAACUCAGCGAAAUGGUGAAGGAAAAAUUAGAGGCAGAGAGAAGUCUCCAUAAAGAAAGGCAAAGAUUGAAACUUUCAUCUGAAGCCAAUGCAAAGCUGCUGCGUGAGUGUGGAAUUCUUCAACAGAGGCUUCAGGAGUGCAGUGUUAACUUCCUUGUUGAGGAGGAAGAUAAACUAAUUGUUGAUACUUCUCCAUCUGAUGCUUUGGAUUUAUUAGCAAUGUCAGAUAAUCGAAUUGGCCUCCUACUUGCUGAGGCACAACUCUUAGCACAGGAUGUAGAAAAUGCUGCUGAGGCUGUAAAUGGGACACGCAGUACAAGUUCAGGUGAUAUAGUGACAACUGAUGAUGAGCUGAGGAAACUGCUGGCACAUGUGUUUGUAGACAAUGCCAGUUUAAGGAAACAGAUUAAUUUAGUACUUCGUCUAGCUCUAAAUGCUACUGCCAAAUCUGAGGACGAAGAGGAAGAGGAUGAGGAAGAGGAAAUUAACUUGAGAAAAACUGUUUUAAGCCAGUUCUUGGAGAAAUGAAGUAGUUGAGUCUGCAUGUAUGCUAAUAAAUUAAUUGGUGAGUUCUUUAUUAUUUUUUUAUUUAUUUAUUUUUCAUAGUAGCCCCUCGUGUAAAUUUUUUUCCUUUUUCUUGGGCCAUCCUUUGUAUAAGUUCUAGGAAAAAAAGAAAAAAAGAG
Neltuma alba is the source of this 2551-nucleotide messenger RNA. RefSeq names its product PX domain-containing protein EREX-like. The record is from RefSeq and is a predicted model, not a curated record. Gene Ontology annotation, biological process: protein transport. The transcript is spliced from 10 exons. Gene Ontology annotation, molecular function: phosphatidylinositol binding. Bases 177 to 2396 code for a protein of 739 amino acids. NCBI's taxonomy places the organism in Eukaryota, Viridiplantae, Streptophyta, Magnoliopsida, Fabales, Fabaceae.